Molecule: messenger RNA, 930 nt
Organism: Anopheles cruzii
Lineage: Eukaryota; Metazoa; Arthropoda; Insecta; Diptera; Culicidae
Product: torsin-like protein
Exons: 6
Coding region: 1-879 (292 amino acids)
Biological process (GO): cellular response to misfolded protein
Molecular function (GO): ATP binding; ATP hydrolysis activity
Source: RefSeq, a predicted model, not a curated record
AUGGACGCACUCGAAAGGGAGCUUGAAAAGAACCUUUUCGGACAACACAUUGCAAAGGAAGCAGUUUUGGAUGCCAUUGGUGGGCACCUGAGAAACAUAGCCGCUUCUGAUAAACCGCUCGUGAUUAGUUUGCAUGGCGCUUCAGGCACCGGUAAAAACUACAUUGCAGAUUAUGUCGCACGAGCACUGCGCAGUAAAGGUGGAAAGAGUAAGUUUGUACACAAGUACCUGGGACGGAUAGACUUUCCGCUUGAGAGCCGAUUGGAGGAGUACCGAUCGCGACUCGUCCACGACAUUACGUCUGCGAUCGCCCAGUGUCCGCAAUCGCUGUUUAUAUUCGACGAAGUCGAAAAGAUGCCACCGGGUUUGUUCGACUCGAUCGUAUCGUUGCUGGACAAUCAUGCGUACUCGAGGCACCACGAUUAUCGGCAAGCAAUCUUCAUUUUCCUCUCGAACGUCGGUGGACCAGAAAUUGCGAAAGAUUUGAGGCAAUUGAUGCAGAGCGGAACAUUUCGUCACCUAACAUCAAUGCACGAUUUCGAGCGUACGCUAGAAGGAUUUGCCCUCAAUGGAAUGGGGGCGAUGUUUGAUAGUGAUCUAGUCAAGUCGCAGGUGGUCGAUCAUUUCAUACCACUUUUGCCACUCGAGAAGCGGCACGUCGAAAGUUGCAUCAGAAAGGAGUACUACAAGCAAACCGGAAGCGAGGAAAUCGAAGAAAGUUUUCUUAACUACAUUUUCAGGGAAGCCGUUACAAUGGAUGAACAUAAUACUUUUGCCAAUAAUGGCUGCAAGCGUGUGAGCAAAAAGGUGGAGUCUUGCCACAACAAUCGAUUGCGCAAAAAUCAGACAAAACCAGAGAUAAACAAGGAAGAUUUAUGAUUAAGGAGUGCUCUGUGGCCUUUUAACUGGUGUGCAGUGAUGGCCAAAGUU